This is a messenger RNA of Gasterosteus aculeatus aculeatus (three-spined stickleback), 2890 nucleotides long. RefSeq names its product multiple endocrine neoplasia I (gene men1). Gene Ontology annotation, biological process: negative regulation of cell cycle; negative regulation of cell population proliferation; regulation of transcription by RNA polymerase II. Gene Ontology annotation, molecular function: transcription cis-regulatory region binding; chromatin binding; Y-form DNA binding. The record is from RefSeq and is a predicted model, not a curated record. Gene Ontology annotation, cellular component: nucleus; chromatin; histone methyltransferase complex. Lineage: Eukaryota; Metazoa; Chordata; Actinopteri; Perciformes; Gasterosteidae.
AUGAAGGGGGAACCGUGCGCGCCGUGCGUCAGAUCUGUAACCAUGGGGAUGGGCCUAUCGCCGUUCCACAGCCACCAUCAUGUAGAUAUGAGAUCUGCUACGUUACGCAAACGUGGAGCCUGGUAACACACUGCAAGUGACUAUCCGGCAGACUGAACUGCGCGGCAAAAGAGGGGUGACACAAACAAAAACAUGUGGCUCAGGCUGUGAGAAAACGGUUCUGCAGCUACUGAGGAGAGCAUCCAGUGGACCGGCGGUGGACGUCAUGGGCUUGCACUCAGCCCAGAAGAAGCACUUCCCUCUGCGGGGGAUUGACGGUGUGGUUCAGCUGUUUGACGCCGAGCUCCGGAAGUCUGAACCGGACCUUGCCCUCCUCUCCCUGGUUCUGGGUUUUGUUGAGCAUUUCUUAGCCGUGAACCGGGUCAUCCCCAUAAACGUUCCGGGGGUCCGCUUUGAGCCCCUUGAGCCGGACUGUCCCAACUCCUGCUUCCCCACGGUGGAGCUAGGCAUGAUUUCUGCACUGUACGAGCGCUUUACAGCUCAGAUCCGCGGCGCGGUGGACCUGUCCCAGUACCGUAAGACGGCUUCGGGUUCCAGCAGGGAGCUCGUGAAGAAAGUGUCAGAUGUGAUCUGGAACAGCUUGAGCCGCUCUUACUUCAAGGACCGGGCCCACAUCCAGUCCCUCUUCAGUCUCAUCACUGGUACCAAACUGGACAGCUCCGGUGUGGCUUUCGCAGUGGUGGCAGCCUGUCAGGUUCUAGGUCUAAAGGACGUCCACCUGGCACUGUCUGAGGACCACGCCUGGGUGAUUUUCAGCAAAAACGGCGAAGAGACAGCUGAGGUCACCUGGCACGGAAAGGGCAACGAGGAUCGGAGGGGGCAAACAGUCGCAGCGGGAGUCAGCGAGAAGAGCUGGCUCUACCUGAAGGGCUCCUACAUGAAAUGUGACAGAAAUAUGGAGGUGGCCUUUAUGGUCUGUGCCAUCAACCCCUCGCUGGACCUGCACACAGACAGCUCUGAGCUCCUGCGGCUGCAACAGAAACUCCUGUGGUUGCUGUAUGAUCGAGGCGAUUUGGACAGGUAUCCCAUGGCCAUGGGCACACUGGCAGACCUUGAAGAUCAGGAUCCAAUCCCAGGCAAAGAAAGCCCCAUGACAAUCCACCUCAAGGCAGUUAGCUCUGCUCAGAAGCACUACAACAACGAGCACAUCUACCCCUACAUGUACCUGGCUGGUUUCCAUUACAGACACAGGGAUGUGCGGGAGGCUCUUGGGGCCUGGGCCGAGGCCGCUCAGGUCAUGCAGGAGUAUAACUAUUUCCGUGAGGACGAGGAGAUCUACAAGGAGUUCUUUGACAUUGCAAACGACGUUAUCCCGACUCUGCUGAAGGAGACAGCAGCUGCUGCCGAGAGUCCUGGGGAGGGAGGAGAGGGAGCUGACAAGGAGCACCCCAAGCAGGCAGCAGCCCUCUCAGCACUCCAGGACCCAGAAUGCUUUGCCCACCUGCUGUCUUUCUAUGAUGGCAUCUGUAAGUGGGAAGAGGGCAGUCCCACGCCGGUCCUUCAUGUGGGUUGGGCCACCUACCUGGUCCAGUCUCUGAGCCGCUUUGAUGCUCAGGUGCGCCAGAAGGUGUCGAUCGUCAUCAAGGAGCCAGAGUCCCAGGAUGAUGACGACAUGUCUAGUGAGGACCCCCGGGAGGGCCGCAGGCGAGGCCCCAGGAGAGAGUCCAAGCUGGAUGAGCAGGGUCCUUUUCCUCCCGAUGGGCCCACCUCCCCAUCCUCUCAGCCGCCAGCAGCAGCAGCCCCACAGCCCAAGAAGAUAGGAGAAGGAGGGGGCCGCCGCCGCUCCUCCCAGGGCCUGCGGCCUGGGGACGCCGACGGAAAGCCCAAGUCCCCCAGCCCGGACUCUUCGCCCUCACCCCAGCAACAGGCGUCCCCGUGCCCGGCCGGGCCCGUGGUCGCCUUCCAGAGCGAGAAGAUGAAGGGGAUGAAGGGCCUGCUGUGUGCCGCCAAGGUGAACUCCAGCGCCAUCAAGCUGCAGCUCACGGCCCAGUCCCAGGUCCAGAUGAAGAGGCAGAAGAGCACGCCAGCUGGGGACUACUCCAUGUCCUUCAUGAAGCGGCAGCGCAAGUCCCUGUAGAUGCGCUGGGGCGACUCUGCAGGAAAUACUGUGAACAGCAACACGGAUACCUGACUAACUUCGCUUUGGUUUGUGAACCUUAGUUUCGCCUUUUUGUUACUGGUGUUUUUUAAUCCAGACGUUGACUUCAGUCAACCUUCUCAUUCCCAGCAAUAUAUUUGACUUUCAAGUAUCAGGUCUGAAACGAAAGAAGUGAAACGUUUCACUCUGUUUUUAUUCAACAACAUCCAGAAAAAGACUUUCUGAGCUGUCUAGUUUUCUAUAGAUUGUAAGCACUCAUUCAUCAUUAGUUUGUGAUGAUUGGCAGCCAAUUGCACACUGACUAUUAACUUGUCAUUGACUUACAUGUGGAUGUCUUGAAGCCAAAGUAACGAGGAUGACCAGAAUGCAGCGAAAAGAUGUGUAAUUAUCUUGUACCGUUAGGAACCUGUCCAUGACUGAAGCCUUGGAAGUGAUUCAUUUAGGAUAGUUACUGUGUAACAUUGUCCACUUCUGCUCUUGACAGCUUCUUUCUUGCCAGCUCUAUGUUGCCUUACUUUGCCUUUGUUCUUAUCUAAAGUAGACGGCCUUUAAUUUGGAGAAUAGCAAAGCCGGGCCUAUUUCUAAUGAUUAGAGAAGACCAGGAAGACCAUGCACUGUUGAGACUGUGGGCCACAUUAGGUGGCCCCUAUUACAUCUGAUUUGCUUGAUGAAUUGUGGUUUUUGUUCUUGUUUUUUUUUGUAUCUACAAGUAAUAAAGACCUGAUAAACUGA